Messenger RNA from Ambispora leptoticha, 140 nucleotides. The record is from the annotation of a GenBank genome assembly. Lineage: Eukaryota; Fungi; Glomeromycota; Glomeromycetes; Archaeosporales; Ambisporaceae.
AAUAGCAUUCCUUUUUCGUUAAUUUUUAUCGAGACCAAGCCACGGGAAAACCCGCUUCUUGUCUUGGUUAGACACCCACAGCACUCGGAUGCUGUGAAAAUUUACGUCCCUCAAAACGCUGACGUACACGACGUAAAAAA